Zootoca vivipara (common lizard) is the source of this 4683-nucleotide messenger RNA. The record is from RefSeq and is a predicted model, not a curated record. Lineage: Eukaryota; Metazoa; Chordata; Lepidosauria; Squamata; Lacertidae.
AAGAAUACCAGUCUAGUUUAUAGGGUUGCUGUAAGGAUAACUUGGGAGGUAAUGACUGAUUUAUCCUUUCCCCUCUAUUGCUAGAGAUUAGCCAAUAGGACUUCAGAAGAGCAAUGAAAGAAAAUGCAAGCAAAGAGCUUUUCCAUCAGGCUUCUUGACUGAAGAGGCAAGGAAAUGCACCUUGCAGCAGAAAAGUAAGAACUUGGUUGUUCAAGACAUCAAUCAAGACGACCAAAAGCUCUGGCCCAAAAUGAAUUAUAGCACAUCCACUGUGAAGACUUUGUACCACAGUGGCACUCCCACUUCCGAGCCAGACCAUGGGAUGACUGUGGACGGGACUGGAUCAGAAACUGCUACGCUGACCCCUGAAACCAGCAGCUUUAACAGCACCAAAAUUCCAGAUGUGGCUGGCAAUGGUUCUGGCAUGGGGACCAUGCUGCUGUCCUUCGGCAUCAUCACUGUGAUAGGGUUGGCUGUUGCUAUGGUUUUAUAUAUCAGGAAGAGAAAACGACUAGAGAAGUUGCGACAUCAGCUCAUGCCCAUGUACAACUUUGAUCCUGCUGAAGAACAGGAUGAGCUGGAACAAGAGCUGUUGGAGCAUGGCAGAGAUGCUGCUUCUUUGCAGGCUUCACAGAAUAAGACAAAUCAAGGGGUGCUCCAGAGACCUAGUCGCCUUGUGUUCACAGACGUUGCAAACGCCAUCAAUGCAUGAGCAGUGCUUCCUGAGUCUGAGAGGCAGGAGGGUGACACCAGCCAACUAGCAACUUGCCAGGGACAGUGACCAGUGAUUCCAGCUGGGGGAGAAGGUGCCAGGAACCAAUGUGAAGCCUGUCGGGAAUCUGUUGCCACCAAGAAGCCCAUGCUACUUCACUCAGCACUUGAUUGGUAAUGCCAAUACCAAGCGGUGUGUGCUGAAAAGUGCAAGGUUAUCUGAGAUAAAUUGAUAAGAACAUGCAUCGUGACAGGCUAGAGUUAGGAACGAGAGCAUCAGUUUCUAAGGCCUUCCUCCAUUGGGUUGUUGUCAGAGUAUCCUAACGUCAGAGUGUUGCAGGUUAACCCAAUCCACUCCAUGCAAUAGACUCUCAUUCUCAGAUAUGUGGGUGCAUCUUCCUGACACUGGAAGCCUGGGCAGUUGUCUCUGUCAUCUGGACACAAGCCUAUAUUAUGAUGUGCACCUGGUUGUUCCAUCUCAUGUUCCUCAUGCACAUAAGAGGCUGGCCUUAAGCAUGAGCACAAGGUCCAGAAUUUUCCUUGCGACCUUCUAUUAUAUUUCUCCAGCGCAGGUACUCUAGCUAGCUCACCUUGAGGACCAUUUGCAAGAUGAGGCUGUAGACUGUGGCUUCUAGAAGCUGGGGACUCUCCCAUAUCAGAAGGGCUACCUCUCUUGAGCACUUAACUAAAGGGAGAGUCUUAGAAGUAGGAGCAACAAUAUGUAACUCGCGGAUUUUGAGAUGAUUUAUCCCAUCCUUCUUCAGCCAAAGACAGUGAGCCUUAGCUGAAGACCAGUUGCUUUUGGAAGAGUAUUGUGUGCACAUGCAUAUUCUUCCAUAUACUUAAUCAGAUAUGGGUUCAUGUCCAUACAGAACAGUUAAAAGCCUGAUCUGUGUCUGCCCCAGGAUCUGCAUUCAAGGUUCUUUUUGCAUUCUUUUGAAAAUAUUCAAGAACAUUACAAGAAAAGCAAAAAGCGCAGGACAAUUUUGUACUUUAGGUUCUUGUUCUGACCUGGCUCUGUGUUCCAUGCUGAAGAUAUUCCAAAUUUUGUGAUAGCUACUAAAUCAAAUCCUACAAUGCAGGCAAACCUCAGUACAUGUAAGUUUUAUUUUACACUCCUGCUAGGGUGGGGAGGAGAGUGUUGUUAUUUAUUUAUAUAUGUUAAGAUAAUUUAUAUCCCAGCUUUCAACUAAAAAUAGAAUGCUCGAAGGUCUUGGGGUGUAGAAUACAGAUUUUGUUUUGCCCCCCACCCUUAUUUUCAGCAUAGGACCAAGGAAGAAAGGGGAUUACCAUUCCUCUAGAACAGCCUUUGCCAAUCAGAUGUCCUCCGUAUGUUUUGGACUACACCUCCCAUCAGCCCCAGCCAGCCUGAGGGCUGAUGGGAGUUGUAGUGCAAAAUGUCUGCAAAGCACCAGGCUGGCAAAGGCUGAUGUAGAACACAAGGGAACGAUAGUGAUGCUGAUGUAAAGGGUCAUGUGCUGAGCAAAGAAGCCCCACACUGUCUCUACUGGGAGCUCAGGUUCCUUAUGGUUUAACAGGGAUAUUUUGGGACACUGAAAUUUUCUUUUAGAAUUGUGUGAUAGUUUUGUUCUCCUCCCCAGUGGUGGCUUACAUACUCAGGAAAUUGCAGUAGCAGCCAGGAGCUGCCUUAGGUCAGUCUUUGUGGUCUGAUUGUGUCUAUGCCUGUUUCCGAAACCCUCUUGAUAUUUACAUACUUAUUAGAUUCCUAUGCUGUCUUUCCAUCUCCGCGUUUGAGGAGACAAACCAAAAAGCUGUUACAUGAAACCGCUGUAACAAAUCAGUCAAGAAGGAUAACAGCAAACAUCAAAGUAUAAUCAAGGGGACAGUGUUUCUUGAUGGGAAAAGGGAGAGCUUGGUUUGGACCCUCCUGCUGCCGGCAGUUGGUGGUGCCCUACGAUGUCAUUAGUGUACAAAGAGAAAAGCCAAAGCGUGGGCAGUUAAAAAGCCCUUCUGCUAUCCACAAUCACUGUGCAGUUGAGCAUCAUAGUUCCUUGUGCCCCUCCAGAUGUUUUUGACCACAGCUCCUCCAUCAGCCCCAGCCAGCAUGACCAAUGGUCAGGGAGGAUGGGAGAUGGAGUGAAGCGUAGAAGGGCCACUGUGCAAGUAUUGACAUUUGUGGCUAUCUAUGCACUUUAGUGCAGGUUCUGAAGCUAACCACAAACUACUUAUUUAUGUGUGUGCUGCUUGCCAGGAAAGUGUGGUGCAGUAUAAGUAGGAUUUCAUAUUGAAGUGUUUGUGGGGGAUGAGAGUAUCCUGGCUGUUCUCUUCUGCAUGCUACAGUAUCCGAAAGGGAGUAUCCAAGGGAGUACAGUAUCCAAGGGAGCUACAGUAUCCGAAACUCACUUUUGUCACCUUCUUCGGUUUCCAUUGGGAACAAAAUGGGAAGCGGGGGGGGGGGGGACUCAUUCCAAUCCUUUUACCUUCUAAACCCAGUUUCUCUUUCCUCCCUUGACAAUUUUUUUUUUUGCUUGGCACACUUGUUUCAUGCAAGAGGCAGGUUGUGAUCAUGUCAAGUUGGAUCCAUAUGAUAGAUUUAAGAUGCUCUGCUGUCAUGCAGAUGAGUAAAUGGUCUGACAUAUGCAGAGCGGUACUGUUGAUGUGUUGUCACUGUAUGUGCUCCCCGCCCUGUGCAUGCAGUUUGCCACUCAGGUCUUUUCUAGACCUGUAAAACGUGUGUGUAUAAUGCAUGUGACUGGCGACGUGAGUAUAAAGUGUCAAACUCCAUGAAUUAGAACUUUGCAGCCAGUGUUAAGUCUCCCUAUUCCCUAUGUAUCUUCUUCACUCUGGGGAUGUAUAUAAUCACAUCGGAUCACGAAAACUUUCUCAGCCAAUGAUUAUUUCCCGAGGGCAUUCACACAAACGCCAGUAACACAAUUCCCUCCACCAGUCCUACUUGACACUCCUUUUGAAAGCAAGAAAGAAAUACUCUCUAAGGAUUCCAAGGGCUCAGCUGAAUCUACAAUUCACCGAUAGCUUUCACUGUGACUUCAAUUUCCAUUGCAACCCAGAUCUAUAAGACAGCAACCCUGGCUGGUAUUGAUGGCAUUCAAUAAGGCUGUAGCUUAUAAGGUGAAGUAUAUUGAGGCAUUGGAGGUUGGCAGUAAGGCCUCCAACACUGAAUUGUCAGAUGGUUCUUUAGCAGGCAGCAGCUGCUACUCAGAAGUUGUGCGCCAUCCUUUGCCAACCCAGUGCCCUCCAUAAGUUUUGGACCACAAUGCCCACCUACCCAGGCCAGUACUGUAUAUCCCCAAAACAUUUGGAGGGCACCUGGUUGGCAAAGGCUGCUCUAUUCUUUGCAGUGCUGGGUUUCCUUUUCUCACUGACAGCAUUGGCUCUUACGCAUUCUCAUCACUGAAGCAAAAAAGUAAAAUAAAACAUGACUGGAAAAUGAAAUUUGUUUCCAAAGGCAACAAUAUGCUCCAUGAAGUGCCAUUAACUGAAAUCCUUGCAAUUCUCAGGCACUUGAAAACAUAGAGGCUGAGUGAUUAACUUGCUGCAUAUUUGGUACAAACGUGCACUUUGAUCAUGAGCUGCUUCUGAAGGGCAUGCUAUAUAUAGUAUGAAUGGUUCUGGAAAGGAAAUGGGAUAUUAUUACCAGUUCCUUUCUGCUCUGCCUCUGGAAGGCUUUCAAUAAUGUAGUGCUGGUGACUUCACUGAAAGGGCAGUGCAGGUAUUUGUUAAGCUUGUGUACCACCGUAUUCUUCAAAUGCAAUAGCCCUUUCUUACAUGGUACUUGGAAGUCUCUGCGUAAUGUAGGAUAACCAUUGCAAUAUGUUCCUGUAUUUGAGACGUUAUUAAAAUAUUUAUGUGAAAUCAAGCGUGUGUUUUGCUUGCUCUGCUUGCUGAUCCUGAAGAGCAUUAUUUGGUAAGUGGCUGCCAAUGUUUUGUCUGGAAUGUGACAGCUUUCGGUAGUAAACUCAUAGGGUGAAAAACAGUUGGUGUCCUUGCGCU